This is a messenger RNA of Vigna unguiculata (cowpea), 1224 nucleotides long. Its product is annotated as 1-aminocyclopropane-1-carboxylate oxidase-like. Lineage: Eukaryota; Viridiplantae; Streptophyta; Magnoliopsida; Fabales; Fabaceae. The record is from RefSeq and is a predicted model, not a curated record.
CACCUGGCUUCUCAAUAUGCAUAAACACACACACUUACACACUCGCAAACAUUAAGAUAAAGGGACAAGAGAUUGAAGAAGUGAGAGAUGGAGAACUUCCCAGUGAUCAACCUUGAGAGUAUCAAUGGUGAGGAGAGAAAGGCUGUUCUUGAGAAAAUUGAAGAUGCUUGUGAAAACUGGGGAUUUUUUGAGUUGGUAAAUCAUGGAAUACCCCUUGAACUUUUGGAUACUGUGGAAAGGUUAACGAAAGAGCAUUAUAGGAAAAGCAUGGAGCAAAGGUUCAAGGAGGCAGUGGCAAGCAAGGGGUUGGAGGGUGCACAAGGUGAGAUUAAGGACAUGGACUGGGAGAGCACCUUCUUCUUGCGCCAUCUUCCACAUUCCAACAUCUCUGAAAUUCCUGAUCUUAGUGAAGACUACAGGAAGGCAAUGAAGGAAUUUGCAGAAAAAUUGGAGAAACUUGCAGAGAAGCUGCUCGACCUUUUGUGUGAAAAUCUUGGAUUAGAGAAGGGGUACCUGAAGAAAGCCUUCUAUGGAUCAAAGGGUCCAAAUUUUGGGACAAAGGUAGCAAACUACCCUCCAUGUCCGAAGCCAGAGCUGGUGAAGGGUCUUCGUGCUCACACAGAUGCAGGUGGGAUUAUCCUUCUCUUGCAAGAUGACAAGGUCAGUGGCCUGCAGCUUCUCAAAGAUGGUAACUGGGUGGAUGUGCCUCCAAUGCGCCACUCCAUUGUUGUUAACCUUGGUGACCAGCUUGAGGUAAUCACCAAUGGGAAAUACAAAAGUGUGGAGCACCGUGUGAUUACUAGAACUGAUGGGACUAGAAUGUCCAUAGCCUCAUUCUACAACCCUGCUGGUGAUGCUGUUAUCUAUCCUGCACCAGCGUUGCUGGAGAAGAAAACAGAAGUGAUAGACAAAGUAUACCCAAAAUUUGUGUUUGAGGAUUACAUGAGGCUCUACGCUACACUGAAGUUCCAACCAAAGGAACCAAGAUUCGAAGCUAUGAAAAGCGUGAACACAGUUUAGUUAGUUCCAACUCAAACAGCUUAAUUGGAGCUGUGCUAUACUAUACUGCUAGAAGAAAUUUUAUUGAUUUGGAAGAAGUGGGGAAAUAACCUGCAAUUAAGCAAGAGAUACUGGUUGUUUAAUCAUUCAAUUUCUUAUUACAGUGGAUUGUUUAUUUGUACUUCAGAACUGUUGAAAUAAUAUGCAACAUUUUCUACUCUUUUA